This is a messenger RNA of Athene cunicularia (burrowing owl), 1199 nucleotides long. RefSeq names its product leucine-rich repeat-containing protein 49-like. Gene Ontology annotation, molecular function: protein binding. The transcript is spliced from 8 exons. NCBI's taxonomy places the organism in Eukaryota, Metazoa, Chordata, Aves, Strigiformes, Strigidae. The coding region runs from base 1 to 792 and encodes 263 amino acids. The record is from RefSeq and is a predicted model, not a curated record.
AUGUGUCCAUCCGUUAAUAAUUGUGGUCUUCAGCUCGUUAUCCAGACCUCAUCAAUAACAGAUAAAAGCAAACCAUUUGAAUUCAGGAUCAAUAAAGAACAGUCAUCUUUCCACAACAGACUUCUGCAGCAUGAUCUGGAAAAAAACUAUUCAGGACGGCAAGGAGACCAAAAAGUAUUAAGUCCUUUGGUGCGUAAUAAGCAGAUAUAUCUUCCAGUACCGUCUAGUCUGACAGAACUUUCUGGUUUGGAGUUGAAGCAGAAUACAGGUUCUUUAUCAGGAUUUGGCGAGACUUCUAUUCACACACCCACAAAAUCCAGAUCCCGACAAAGCAGCCACGGUAUUAGUUCACAUGCUUCAGAUAACACAAAUUUUGGGAGCAGUUCAUCAAUAUCAUUUCCUGUAUUGCAACGUACUGCCGAAGAAAAAAUACUGAGCUCUGAUAGACUUACCCUGGAAAGGCAAAAACUGACAGUGUGCCCAGUUAUUGAUGGGGAAGAUCAUCUUCGCCUUUUGAAUUUCCAACAUAACUUUAUAACCCGGAUCCAAAAUAUUUCUAAUCUGCAACAUCUGGUUUUCCUAGAUUUAUAUGAUAAUCAGAUAGAGGAAAUAAGUGGGGUUUCAACACUGAGAUCCCUAAGAGUUCUUCUGUUGGGAAAGAACAGAAUAAAGAAGAUCUCAAAUCUGGAGAACCUAAAAAAUCUUGAUGUUUUAGAUCUUCAUGGAAAUCAGGAGCUGCUAGACACUUUCUGGAAACUGGUAUGGCCAGACUUGUACUGGUCUAAAGCAUGAGAUAAUUCAUUAUCCCUGGGAAGUUGUGUGACACCAGUCGGUAUCUUGCUUGUCUGCAUCAAAGUGCUGUUGGCAGUAAUAGCGUGCAAAUAGUGUGCUGGAGUUCAGGGUGUUGAAGGGAGCUUGCAGUGGUCCAGCAGAUGAUCAUUCUAACUGAAAGGGAAUUCAUUAUAGCUGUUAAUAGCUUUGUGUGCUGUAUCCUUGGAUGCACUGCCACACAUUGUGGAAGGCCAAAGUCUUUUCCACAGGAAAACGCACUGCCUUCUUUCUGCCAUAUAACAUGAGUUUCAGUAAGAAUAUAAUAGGAAUAUCCCACUAUGCUUCAUCUUCUCCAUGAUACGUUACUGUAUGCAAGUCCUACAUAAAUGUCUGGAUAGAUGCUGGAGGACAGAUCCCAGAUCACAAUG